AUGUUCUCUAUAGCAUCAGCACACUACAAGGGAUGCCCAUCACUCAACGACGUAUUACACAGAGGACCAGUAAUCCUCUCACAAUUGUUUGGAAUCCUCCUUCGCUUCAGAAUAGGACGAAUCGCGAUUACAUCAGACGUUGAGAAGACCUUUGUUCAAGUCCGACUCCAUGAGGAUGAUCGCGAUGCCACACGAUGCCUUUGGCUACAUGAUUACAGGCUACCACCAUUUCCGAACAACAUUAAAACCUUACGAUUCACCAGAGUUAUUUUCGGAUUAAAUACAUCACCAUUUCUUUUGGCCGGAACAAUACAUUUUCAUCUUGAUCAAUAUAAAGAAGAAGCAGAAUUAGUAACGCAACUUAAAGACAACUUAUACGUGGACAACCUUGUCGUAACCCUCGAUGACCCCGAAGAAGCAUUUCAGAGCUACCUACGCACAAAACAAAUAUUCAAUGACCUCAACAUGAAUUUACGCAGAUUCGCUUCCAAUAAUAUUGACCUAAUGGCAAAAAUACCCUCUGAUGAUAAAGCGGACACCCAAUUAGCGAAAGUAGUGAGAAUACCGUGGAACACCGACUCCGACUGUCUGCUGAUAACGUGCAUGACAAGAGCAAAUCAACGUAUCACCAAGCGAACGGUAGCUAGCACAUUAGCUUCGGUAUACGACCCUAUGGGCUUUCUAUCACCUUUACUCCAUAAAACAAAGGUAUUCCUACGCAGCCUAUGGAAAGACGAGUACAACUGGGACCAUAUUCUACCAGAUGCCCGCAAGAACGAAUGGUUAGCCAUAUGCACGGAAAUGCAAGGUUUCACGAAGCCUCUACCACGUUGUCUUGGAACAAAAAAUACAAAAUACAUUUUGUUCGCACUUUUUCUGAGCAAACGCGAGGUGUUAUUAUUCUUUGUUCACGAUUAA
This is a messenger RNA of Angiostrongylus costaricensis, 918 nucleotides long. NCBI's taxonomy places the organism in Eukaryota, Metazoa, Nematoda, Chromadorea, Rhabditida, Metastrongylidae. The record is from the annotation of a GenBank genome assembly.